This is a messenger RNA of Colletotrichum lupini, 534 nucleotides long. RefSeq lists its product as uncharacterized. The transcript has 2 exons. The record is from RefSeq and is a predicted model, not a curated record. Lineage: Eukaryota; Fungi; Ascomycota; Sordariomycetes; Glomerellales; Glomerellaceae. The coding region runs from base 1 to 534 and encodes 177 amino acids.
AUGGAAGCGAGCACGAUUGGACUUACACAGACAGUGGAGGUCCCAACGGACGGACAUUAUCCAACCGAGGGCCGACUUCAGUCCAGCAAAUCCCAUCCGAUGUUGCCAAUCGAAUUCAUCGCGAGUCUGCAGGUUCUGAGCCCAGGCCGUCCCGGUAUCUCACCACAACAUAACGGCCACCAUUCAGCCAGAACUCGCCCAUACCAAAUUCGCCCAAUCUGUCCCAUGACGUGGUCAGACUCUGCUCCAGUGUUCACUGCAGUUGGGGAGCUUGCUACCUAUGCAGCCGCUUCGUGCCGCACAGCCUCUGCAGGUCGCUGUAAGUCCGGCAUAUAUCCAUAUCCGCCGGAGGUAGCCGUGGUAGCGUCUACGACUCUACAGCCGUCGAUCCGUCAUUCAGAUACAUCUGCCAAGAUAGUCUGCUAUCCCGCUGUAAGCCCCGUUCAAACCCCGAGUGCGUCCGGCGCAACAGGCGAAGCCCAUGUCGAGGCUUACGCUUCCCCUACUCUGACCCAGCUUGGCAGCUACACCUAA